This is a messenger RNA of Fonticula alba, 1949 nucleotides long. RefSeq lists its product as hypothetical. The coding region runs from base 138 to 1781 and encodes 547 amino acids. NCBI's taxonomy places the organism in Eukaryota, Rotosphaerida, Fonticulaceae. The transcript is spliced from 3 exons. Gene Ontology annotation, biological process: tRNA aminoacylation for protein translation. Gene Ontology annotation, molecular function: ATP binding; aminoacyl-tRNA ligase activity. The record is from RefSeq and is a predicted model, not a curated record.
CCCCCCCCACACACACACACGCGCGCGCGCUCAGGUCGUGGCUCAACUGCGACUACAAGCUCCUGGGCACCCUGCCCAAGAAGCCCGUCACCGAGCUGAAGGUCCUCUUCUCCCUGUCGCCCCUGCCGAAGCCCAGCAUGGACCUGCUGUUCCCGGUGGUGACGAUGGCCCUGCUGCUGAAGGCCGGCGCGCAGGUGAUCGUCCACCUGGAUGAGCUCCACGCCUUCAUGAACAACCCUGCGUCCCUGGACAAGAUCCGCGCGCGGUCGCUGGCCUACCAGUCCAUCAUCUCCACCCUGCUGGGGCACCUCGGCCUGGACGCCGCGGCUGUGCGCUUCCACCACGGGCAGGAGCUCCUGGAGAACCCCUCCUACAUGAUGGACUUCUACCGGCUGACCAACAUGGUGACCGAGCGCGAGGCCAUGUCCAUGAGCCUGGGGUUCGAUCCGGCCGCGGCGUCGGUCUUGUCGCGCGAUCUGAGCCCCCUCUUCCGCGGGCUGAACGGGCUCUUCCUCGGGGCCGAUGUGCAGGUGGGCGGGCUGGAGCAGAUCUCCAUCUUCCAGUUCGGCCGCCGGCAUCUGUCCGACUACAAGGUGACCCAGCUGUCGAACCUGGCCGGCUCGUCGACCGGGACGCUGGCCAUCCCGAGCGCGCACCUGACCUCGCGCUUUGUGUCGGACCUGUCCUCGGGGCAGCUGUUCGGCGCGGCGGCCCGGACCACUCCCUUCCUGGAUGGCGGGCGCUCGGCCACGCAGAAGGCCGUGCGUGCCAUCUUCUGCGAGGAGGGCAACACCACGCGCAAUGUCCUGCUGGCCUUUGUGCAGCAUGUGGUGGCCCCGGUGCUGGCUCACUUCCCGGAGCAGACGGCCGCCCUGCGGGCCAGCCUGGAGGCCUCGGCCCCGGGGCUUUUCCCCCUGGCUGAUGUGGGCGUCAACUUCGCCGACAAGAAGAUCCACCCGGGUGACCUCAAGAACUUUGCCACCGACUUCAUGGCCGGCUUCCUGCCCGCUGGCCUGGUGGAUAUCAUCGCCCCGGUGUGGAUCCCCAACGAGGUGGCGGCCGAUGCGGCGGACCUGGUGGCCGAGGUGCUGGCGCGCGUGCGUCAGCUGGACCGCCAGCUCUUCCCGGCGGUGUUGGCCGCCAGCCCGGAGGCCACGGCCCCCCUGGAGGGCGGGCUCCUCAGCCACAUGGAGGCGCUGGAUGAGACCCUGCGCCAGGUGAAUGCCGGCGCGGAUGCCGUGCGCAAGGCUCGCACUUCCAUCACCAGCGGCACGCUGAAUCCCUCCAAGAACAAGCUCCUGUCGCUGCUGCCGGAGAAGCCGGCCGGGGCCGAGGACGGCCCCGACGACCUGGCCAACCUGUCCCCCGCGGCGGCCGGGCUCUUCCGCUGGCGCCAGGGCGCCCUGGUGGAGUCCAGUCCCAAGGACAUCGCCGCCAGCGAGUACUCCCAGAUGCUGUCGGCCUUCUCUUCGUUGGUGGUCUCCCACCGCGAGGACCCGGCCGCCCCGUCGCCCAUUGCCAAUGUCAAGCAUGCCGAGGUGGAUGACCUGCUGACCACCAUGCGCCGGAACAAGGAGCUCUACGAGCGCUUCUCCACCGAGGCCGACCUGCUGAAGGAUGCCGGGGCCCUGCUCCAGGCCAUCCGGGCCUUCGAUCGCCGCGCCACCGACAAGAAGGUCAAGGUCUUCACUCUGGACGUGGACCUGGUGGCCGGGCAGAUUGCCGACGUUCACAAGAAGAUCGCGGCCCUGCGCCAGGCUCUCCAGGCCGCGGGCUUCUAAAGCCGCGCGCACGACACAGAGAAGCACGCAGGCGUUUGGGCCCCCUUUUACGAGGGCCCGACCUUUUUCUUUUUCUUUUUUUUUUCCGAUCUUCUCCCUCCCGCGUAUAUCCCGUGCACGCGGGGGCCAACACCAUAAUACACAUGUGCGAGAGCUCGAAAGAAGGAA